AUGGACUCGGACGAGGGUUACAAUUACGAAUUCGACGAGGAGGAAGAGGAAUGCAGCGAAGACAGCGGUGAUGAGGAACCCGCGGACGACACCCUGGAGCUCGGGGAGGUGGAGCUGGUCGAUCCCGUAGUGGCCGGUGGAGAUCGAGACGACUGUGGGGAGACGGGAGGCAGCGGUCUCGGGCCCGGACAGGAUGAGGAAGACUACCGCUUUGAAGUUCUUACCGCCGAGCAGAUCCUGCAGCAUAUGGUGGAGUGUAUUAGGGAGGUCAACGAGGUCAUCCAGAAUCCUGCCACAAUCACUAGAAUAUUACUUAGUCAUUUCAACUGGGAUAAAGAAAAGCUGAUGGAAAGGUAUUUUGACGGCAACCUGGACAAGCUGUUUUCAGAGUGUCACGUUAUAAAUCCCAGCAAGAAGUCUCGGACACGCCUCAACACAAGAUCGUCCGCACAGGACAUGCCAUGUCAGAUCUGCUAUCUCAACUAUCCUAACUCGUACUUCACUGGUCUGGAAUGUGGGCACAAGUUCUGCAUGCAGUGCUGGGGCGAUUACUUGACCACAAAAAUCAUAGAGGAAGGAAUGGGACAGACCAUUUCCUGUCCUGCUCAUAGCUGUGAUAUACUAGUGGAUGACAACACGGUCAUGCGACUGAUUACAGAUUCAAAAGUGAAGUUGAAGUACCAGCAUUUAAUAACCAAUAGCUUUGUAGAGUGCAACCGACUGUUAAAAUGGUGUCCGGCACCUGACUGUCAUCACGUUGUCAAAGUUCAGUAUCCAGACGCCAAACCUGUACAGUGCAAGUGUGGUCGGCAGUUCUGCUUCAACUGUGGAGAAAAUUGGCAUGAUCCAGUCAAGUGUAAAUGGCUAAGAAAAUGGAUUAAGAAAUGUGACGAUGACAGCGAGACAUCAAACUGGAUUGCAGCAAAUACAAAGGAAUGUCCGAAAUGCCAUGUCACCAUAGAGAAAGACGGCGGGUGCAACCACAUGGUCUGCCGAAACCAAAACUGCAAAGCAGAGUUCUGCUGGGUUUGCCUGGGGCCCUGGGAGCCCCAUGGGUCCGCUUGGUACAACUGUAAUCGUUAUAAUGAGGAUGAUGCCAAGGCAGCCAGGGAUGCUCAGGAGCAGCGUUCCAGGGCAGCCUUGCAGAGGUACCUGUUCUACUGCAACCGCUACAUGAACCACAUGCAGAGCCUGCGCUUCGAGCACAAGCUGUACGCCCAGGUCAAGCAGAAGAUGGAGGAGAUGCAGCAGCACAACAUGUCGUGGAUCGAGGUGCAGUUCCUGAAGAAGGCCGUGGACGUGCUCUGCCAGUGCCGAUCAACGCUCAUGUUCACCUACGUUUUUGCGUUCUACCUCAAGAAGAACAACCAGUCCAUUAUUUUUGAGAAUAACCAGGCGGAUUUGGAGAAUGCCACAGAGGUGCUGUCUGGAUACCUGGAGCGAGACAUCUCCCAGGAUUCUCUGCAGGACAUUAAACAGAAAGUACAAGAUAAAUACAGAUACUGUGAGAGCAGACGGAGAGUGCUGCUGCACCACGUACAUGAAGGCUAUGACAAAGACCUGUGGGAGUACAUCGAAGAUUGAGGCUACAUCUCUACACCACAGACUGUCGGAGAGAAACUCCGCUCCCUAGAGUGCUGAUGCAAUGAAAACCGAGCAGCACAGAUCUCUGCUGCCCCUCCCUGGCAAACCGCCCCGCAUUGCAUAAUUUUCCAGAGUUUUUGUUUCACCAAAAGCAUAAAGUAAAUUAUAUUUAAAUAAAAAAGUUAGAAUAUUAAAAAAUAAAAUAUUACCUGUUCAACAGUAUUGUUAGCAGCGUCAAGCGCGAGACUGAGAAUUCCAAGGCGAAAUAUCUUCCGUUUGCUUGCAUUGUAAAAUCUUUCCCUUCCUUAUCAGUUACGUUUGUUGAUGUGUUCUGUUUGACUUUAUUUUAUAUAACCUUUCUUUGUGUGGAAAAUGAACUUUGUUUUCAAAAUGGCUUUAAUCAUUCGGACCAUGUUCGCUGUACGUGGCUGGAUCCGUGUUUGGGCUGCUGAAUGCUGAUUGGUUGAUUGCGAAGAGGCGACGGAAAGUUAGCGGAAUAGAACACGCAACGCAAAAAGAGGCAAAAUCGGUAUUUUUCAAUUUGUAAAUAAUGCAUAUGCAUGGAAGUUAAAGAGUGUGGCAUGUGUUUGCAUCAUUUUUAAAAGAUAUUUAUCUUUACAGAUAUUCAACAACGAAAAAAAUGUAUAUUUUGCUGUGUUGAUUGAGUGUCUUUCCCUAUCUUGGAUCGCCCUCUGUGGAGGUUUGGACUUGAGUCCGUGUCUGUCCCUCCACUCCUCCCUCACUGCUCCACAGGGACUGAGCAGGGUCCGAUUCUGCCAAAUCAAGCAGAGUUUGCCAAGUUGGUGCAUUCUGCUUACUAACGUACAAGCUAAACGUUGUGAGAGCUUCUGGCUUUACGGUUGGAGAAAAUGGGGAUGGGAUAAUUUUCGCUGCUUUUCCAUUGCAUUUAAACAGAACAGUGCUCUGCCUCUUUCCUGUUAGUGUCCUAUUAGGUAGAUUUAGUAUGGUAGUGUGAUUUUAAGAGGUAUAUGAAUAAUUUCUGAGAGCCAAACUGAGUGACAUUCACUCAUAUUAUCUUUUAUAUUUUUUCUUUGUCUCUCUGAAGUUCAUUCUAAUUUCCAGACCCGGCUUGAGGUUCUUUCUCUGAAAGCCCAACGUGCACGUGGAUAUAAUGGGCUUGUCGAGCUGCUUGUCUUGACAGCUUUUGUCAAGCAUUCUGAUUGAACCUUUGACAAACAGGGUUAGGGAUUUUCCACGAUAUCGAUUUUUGCACACCGCUUAACUAGUAGAUGGAAGCCACAGAUAUUUCGAAGCGAGACUCCACACUGCUUUAAUUUAUUUUGUGUAACCACGCAUUUGCACCGGAAAUGUGUUCCAAAGGGCCGUUUGGGUCAUGGUUUGCAGGGAGUAAGUGGUGUGUCGUUUGUACUGCAAUGUUAUAUUUCAUGCAAAAACAUACAGAAUGUGUGGUUACACCGUGACCAUCAUUGAAGCACUGAGUCCCUUUCAUCAGGGGUACAGGGGUGGGGUUUAGGGAUAGACACAUGUACGUGCAUACAGUGUCAUCAUUGCAGAUCAAGCUGAAGUAAUAAGUCAACACCAAAGUGUCAAACUUGAGUUUUUUUUUCACUUUCCGUGUCAGCUGGCUGGAAGUGCAAGUUUUCUUUAUUAUUCAAAUGUGCUCAACGAAAAUAAAUCUUUAAAAUGCACUCUCUUUUUGGGAAUAAUGUCACAAAGUAAUAGUUUUCACGUGUUUGGUUAUUAAUUCUGCGUUGUGUACUGGGAAUGAUCACAAUUUGUCUUCAUUUGGGUCUUUUGUAUUGCCAUAGCUGAGUGCUGAGAUGGUCUUCCUGGUCACCAUGCGUAAUUUUGAUAAUUAAAUCCAAACUAGAGGUUUCAUACAAGCAUAAUGCAGAACAAUAAAUAGGAGUCAACGGUCCUUAGCUUCCAUUUGAAUGCACAGUGUGGUUUUCGUAAACUUGAAAUGGUUUUACUGACCCUGUAUGCAGUUUAGUGUGUUUAUGUAACUGUCCUCUUCAGAUGAGACUGCUUCUCAGCUAUGCUUAUUUGGUCAGUUCAUGGGCAUCCAAACUUAACAUUCACAGUAACACACAAAGCAGCUAUUCUCAUUUUGUUGAGACAUCCAAAAACUUUUAAUACUUUUCUACAUGUAUCAUUUCUUUACGCUAUUAAAAUUUUGAUUUCUUAUAUACAUAGUGUACAAAUGUGUAAGAAAUUAGUUGUUCGUUUUGAAGAAAAAUAUUAAAGUGCAAAAUGUUGCAAA
Messenger RNA from Misgurnus anguillicaudatus (oriental weatherfish), 3829 nucleotides. RefSeq names its product ariadne ubiquitin-conjugating enzyme E2 binding protein homolog 1 (Drosophila) (gene arih1). Gene Ontology annotation, biological process: protein ubiquitination. The record is from RefSeq and is a predicted model, not a curated record. Gene Ontology annotation, molecular function: zinc ion binding; ubiquitin-protein transferase activity. Lineage: Eukaryota; Metazoa; Chordata; Actinopteri; Cypriniformes; Cobitidae.